Molecule: messenger RNA, 2734 nt
Organism: Mobula hypostoma (lesser devil ray)
Lineage: Eukaryota; Metazoa; Chordata; Chondrichthyes; Myliobatiformes; Myliobatidae
Product: 3 beta-hydroxysteroid dehydrogenase type 7-like
Exons: 6
Coding region: 69-1172 (367 amino acids)
Biological process (GO): steroid biosynthetic process
Molecular function (GO): 3-beta-hydroxy-Delta5-steroid dehydrogenase (NAD+) activity
Source: RefSeq, a predicted model, not a curated record
CCCGCCCCUUGGGGCAGGCUCCUGCCACCCCCGCAAUCAGUCAUAGUGGCUGAUCGGACCGGGGCAGGAUGCGAACGGAGCCGGGUCUGGUGUACAUGGUGACUGGUGGUUCCGGCUUCCUCGGCCGCCACCUGGUGCGCCUUCUGGCCGAACCUGAGCAGGACAUCGCAGAGAUCCGCGUGUUUGACCCGAAUGUGGACCCGGACCUGGGGUCUCUGAAUACCGAGAAGUUGCAGGUGAAAUUCAUCCAGGGGAAUAUUGUUGAUGCAGCAAGUGUACUGGAGGCAGCGAGGGGCGUGGACCUCAUCAUCCACACAGCAGGGCUUGUCGACGUGUGGAUGAAACACCCUUCCAAAAGGAUCUGGGCCGUGAACUACCAAGGGACACAGAAUGUCCUCGCUGCCUGCAAGGAACUGGGCAUCAGGUACCUACUGUACACCAGUAGUAUGGAGGUGGUGGGACCAAACAUGAAGGGGGACCAUUUCAUCAGGGGAAACGAGGACACCAACUACAGAAUCUACCACGAGGGUGCAUACGCGCAGAGCAAGGCGGCAGCAGAGAAGCUGGCUCUCAGUGCCAACGGGAUGAGGGUUGCAGGCGGGAAGACCCUAGUCACGUGCUCGCUCCGCCCCACAGGAAUCUACGGAGAGGGUAACCCCAUCAUGGCAAAGGUGUAUCAGAUGAUUAUGAGCUUCGGCGGCUGGAGGCUGCGGCUGGCAGGGAAGGGGGUGGAGCACGCGAGAGUUUACGUGGGCAACGUUGCGUGGAUGCACGUGCUGGCAGCCCGCGCCCUCCAGCAGACACCCGCCAUUGUGGGCGGUGAGGUCUACUUCUGCUAUGACGACUCGCCCUACCUGUGCUACGAGGAUUUCGACGCGCUGUUUCUGGGCCCGGUCGGAGUUCAGCUGAUCGGACGGACCCCUCUGCUUCCUUACUGGGCCCUGUAUCUGCUGGCACUGCUGGGCGAGGGUCUGCACUUCCUGAUGCGGCCACUGGCCAGGAAGGAGAUCAUCUUCAACCGCUACACCCUGGCCAUGAUCACCACCUCCUUCAGCGUGCACACCAACAAGGCCGCCCGUCACUUUGGUUACAGCCCACUGGUGCCCUGGGCACAGAGCUGGGUCCGAACCCUCGACUGGGUCCAAACCCUGGCAGGGACACAUGUCGGGUAGCCCCUCGCUCCACACCUCCCUGCGCUUUGGGUUCUGUCUUCUCCCUAAACCGGACUCUCCCGACGACAGUACAGCCCUUCACCCGUGAUGCAGCGCCAAGCUAAUUGGUUAAAGCAAGCGGACUGAACUAAACCCUUCCACCUGCACAAUGCCCCCUUCCCUCUGCUUAUCUAAGAGCCUCUAACACCUCUGACAUAUCUGGUUCCAACGCCUGCCCCAGCACCACAUUCCAAGCAGCCACCACACUGUGUGUAAAGAAGAACGUAUCACCUGCAUCUCCUUCAAACUUUCUCCCUUUUGCUUUAAAUGCACAUCCUCUAUUUCUUGACAUUUCUACCCUGGGGUAGAAAUACUGUCUUUCAUGUUCUUAUAAACCUCAAUCAGGUCUCCCCUCACCUUCUACCUAGAAAACAACCCUAGUCUUCCCCCCCCCCCCACCACCCCACUUGUAGCUCACGCUCUCUAAUCCAGGCAGCAUCCUAGUGAACAUCUUCUGCAUCCUCUCCAAAGCCCCCACACCCUCUCCAAAGCCCCCAUACCCUCUCCAAAGCCCCCACACACUCUCCAAAGCCCCCACACACUCUCCAAAGCCCCCACGCCUACCUGCAAUGGGACAACCAAUACUUUGGGUGCGGACUGACCAGUGUUAUACAGCUGUAAGUUAAAGUCCAACUCUUGAACUCAAGUGUCUCAACUGAUAAAAGCAAACAUGCCACACUUUAUUGCUUGGCAGCAUCACGGCCUGGUGUGGAAACACUAAUGCCCUUGAACGGAAAAUCCUACAAGAAGUAGUGGAUAUGGCCCAGUCCAUCACGGGUAAAGCCCUCCCCACCAUUGAGCACAUCUGCACAGAGCAUUGUCGCAGGAAAGCAGCAUCCAUCAUCAGUCAUAGUCAUAGUCAUAGUCAUACUUUAUUGAUCUUGGGGGAAAUUGGUUUUCCUUACAGUUGCACCAUAAAUAAUAAAUAGUAAUAGAACCAUAAAUAGUUAAAUAGUAAUAUGUAAAUUAUGCCAGUAAAUUAUGAAAUAAAUCCAGGACCAGGCUCAGGGUAUCUGACCCUCCACGGGAGGAGUUGUAAAGUUUGAUGGCCACAGGCAGGAAUGACUUCCUAUGACGCUCUGUGUUGCAUCUCGGUGGAAUGAGUCUCUGGCUGAAUGUACUCCUGUGCCCAACCAGUACAUUAUGUAGUGGAUGGGAGACAUUGUCCAAGAUGGCAUGAAACUUAGACAGCAUCCUCUUUUCAGACACCACCGUCAGAGAGUCCAGUUCCAUCCCCACAAUAUCACCAGCCUUACGGAUGAGUUUGUUGGUUCUGUUGGUGUCUACUACCCUCAGCCUGCUGCCCCAGCACACAACAGCAAACAUGAUAGCACUGGCCACCACAGACUCGUAGAACAUCCUCAGCAUCGUCUGGCAGAUGUUAAAGGACCUCAGUCUCCUCAGGAAAUAGAGACGGCUCUGACCCUUCUUGUGGACAGCCUCAGUGUUCUUUGACCAGUCCAGUUUAUUGUCAAUUCGUAUCCCCAGGUAUUUGUAAUCUGCCACCAUGUCCACACUGACCU